Messenger RNA from Verticillium alfalfae VaMs.102, 378 nucleotides. RefSeq lists its product as hypothetical. The record is from RefSeq and is a predicted model, not a curated record. Lineage: Eukaryota; Fungi; Ascomycota; Sordariomycetes; Glomerellales; Plectosphaerellaceae. The transcript is spliced from 2 exons. Bases 130 to 378 code for a protein of 82 amino acids.
AUGACAGUCGAGCUACAGCGAUCACCACCGUGAGCCGACGUGAUACUAUCUUUACCACCAACGGAUUUACGUCAACUCAUCGCAACACAUAGCUACAGCCCGAUCAUGCUGAUGAGACCCGUGACGACCAUGGCGCGGGCGCGCUAUUCUCGGAUCCUCCUCAGGCCAGCGACGAGAUCCUACGCGACCGCCGACAAGCCUCCUUCGGCUGUGGCCAACUUUUACAAGACUUUCACGCGGCCGACGCUGAAGGUCCUCCUCAUGGCGACACUGACAUACCAAAUCGCCUACCUGGCGUGGACCAAACUCGAGAUGGAUGAAAUCAAGGCGGGAGCGAACACAAGAGGUCCAAACCCUCGAGCACAAGUGACGAGCUAA